UUUGUGGGGGGACUUGCUGUUGAUGACCCAUUUUGCUUUCCCUGUCUCCUUUCCUUUGUUUCCUUUUGCUUCUCUCUCUCCUUUUCUCUCUCACAUUGAUUUUCUAGCUCUUGAAGGAGUGGAGGAGUUUCCCAAUCUUUCAACAAACACUAGUACUACUGGGGGUUACUGUUAAUCUGCUCAUUAUUUUAUAUGAAUUUCUCUGACUUUCCAUCAUCAUCUCCAUCUCUUCAACUUCUGCUUUCCCAUAAUUAGACAUCUCUUCUCUCUCUCUCCCCUUCUCUGUCUAUCUCAUAAUCUUAUCUUCAUUCAUCCUCUUUUAUUCACUUUAACGACUCUACAAAUGGGAAAAAACUAGAAGAGCAAGUACUUAGUCUCCAUCUUUGUUAUUCGGGGGACUUUCUUCUAAUCAAAGCUUGCUUGCAUAUAUAACUGAAGCACGACAGCCUGCAAUUUCAAGAUACUAUGUUCUGAAUCUGCUCAAAUGCUGUCUCUAAGCUCAAUAUGGCGGGUCUUACCAGGUUCUGAAUCUGCUCAAAUGCUGUCUCUAAGCUCACCAAUGCAGGUGAAGAGCCGUCUUAUUUUUGUUCAGUUCAUAUCUGAUAGCUCGAACACAAGGUCUUGCUCCCCUGCAUUAGCUAACGAUGGUACCUCCAGUCACUAACUUGGAUUCUGAAAAUGAGUCUGAAGCCUGCAGUCAAGUACCGUCCAAUUUAUCAAAGCAAGAACCAUCCCCUGAUCCAUCCAAGGACGGUGCAACCACAUCUUCCUCUAUCGCAAACAUCAUUGAACUUCAACCAAAUGAGAUGCCUGUAUCGCUUGAUCUAACACUCAAUUUUAAUUUCAGUGGUGUUAAGUUGAAGGGCAUUGGAGAGACUAGCAUUGAAGUAGCUCCUCCAGUCAAUGCAUCAACGAACCCUAGAGUUUUCUCUUGCAAUUACUGUAGGCGCAAUUUCUACAGCUCACAGGCACUAGGGGGCCACCAGAAUGCUCAUAAGAGGGAACGAACAAUGGCUAAGCGGGCAAUGCGGAUGGGAAUAUAUUCGGAUAGGUAUACUAGCUUGGCAUCUCUCCCACUUAACGGUUCUGUGUUUCGGUCCCUUGGAAUCAAAGCUCAUGCUGCAGUGCACCAUGGUGUGAUACCAUCGCAGAGGCCACUGGAUACGAGAGGUGGAGCGAGGUUUGAGGAAGGCUAUUAUGGGAUGCCAAUGUUCAUGGAGGAUGAUGAUCAUUUCGUACCAUUCUGGCCUGGUAGUUUUCGGCAAGUGGGGGAGGGAGUUAAUGGUGAUAUAGGUUUGAAGUUCGCUCAGAACACAAACAUGGAUUUGGUAGCAGAGGCACCUCCACCACCAACAGAUACAUCGUCACCUGAUCUUACUUUGAAGCUCUGAAUUAUUAUCUAUUUCUCUUUGAUUUGAAUUUCAUUUUUGUCCAGACAUGCUACUCAUUAUCCACUUUUUGUAUAGCGAGGUAUGCAUUGGCAACCUUUUUUUUGGGUAA
Molecule: messenger RNA, 1500 nt
Organism: Tripterygium wilfordii
Lineage: Eukaryota; Viridiplantae; Streptophyta; Magnoliopsida; Celastrales; Celastraceae
Product: zinc finger protein 7-like
Exons: 3
Coding region: 645-1391 (248 amino acids)
Biological process (GO): negative regulation of abscisic acid-activated signaling pathway
Source: RefSeq, a predicted model, not a curated record